Physella acuta is the source of this 2559-nucleotide messenger RNA. RefSeq names its product protein transport protein Sec61 subunit alpha. NCBI's taxonomy places the organism in Eukaryota, Metazoa, Mollusca, Gastropoda, Physidae. Gene Ontology annotation, cellular component: membrane. The record is from RefSeq and is a predicted model, not a curated record. Gene Ontology annotation, biological process: protein transport.
AACGUUUCGGGACUGUUGUCACGUGACUAAUUCUUACACGAUUACGGCUAAAGUCUUUCCGGCAUCUCCAACUUCAGUACUGAGUUGGGGAUUCAUUAGUUCCUCACACAUUUUCAUCAUUCAAUAAAAACAGGCUAAUAAAAUGGCGAUCCGAUUUCUUGAGUUUGUAAAACCAUUCUGCGUUGUUCUUCCUGAAAUAGCCAAGCCUGAUAGAAAGAUUCAAUUCAGGGAAAAAGUACUAUGGACAGCAAUAACUCUUUUUGUCUUUCUAAUCUGCUGCCAGAUUCCUUUGUUUGGCAUAGUGUCAUCAGACUCUGCAGAUCCUUUUUAUUGGAUCCGUGUCAUCCUUGCCUCAAACAGAGGUACCUUGAUGGAGCUCGGUAUUUCACCUAUUGUUACAUCUUCACUGAUUAUGCAACUCCUGGCUGGCGCUAAAAUCAUAGAAGUUGGUGAUACUCCAAAGGACAGAGCUUUGUUUAAUGGUGCCCAAAAAUUGUUUGGAAUGGUCAUAACUGUUGGACAGGCCAUUGUCUAUGUGAUGACUGGCAUGUAUGGAGACCCAGCUGAUAUUGGUGCUGGAGUUUGUCUUCUUAUCAUCAUCCAGCUUUUUGUUGCUGGCAUAGUGGUACUUUUACUUGAUGAACUGCUUCAGAAAGGUUAUGGGCUUGGUUCUGGUAUCUCCCUGUUUAUUGCUACCAAUAUUUGUGAGACCAUUGUCUGGAAGGCUUUCAGCCCUGCAACUGUCAACACUGGAAGAGGUACUGAGUUUGAGGGAGCUGUGAUUGCAUUGUUCCAUUUGUUGGCCACCAGACAGGAUAAAGUACGUGGAUUAAGGGAAGCUUUCUACAGACAAAACCUGCCAAAUUUGAUGAACCUUUUGGCAACUGUUCUUGUUUUCGGGAUAGUUAUAUACUUCCAAGGAUUCCGUGUUGACCUUCCCAUCAAAUCAGCAAGAUACAGAGGACAGCAAACUUCUUACCCAAUCAAGCUUUUCUAUACAUCUAAUAUUCCAAUUAUUCUCCAGAGUGCUCUGGUGUCUAAUUUAUACAUGAUUUCUCAGAUGCUGGCUAAUAAAUUCAGUGGCAACUUUUUCGUCAAUCUUUUGGGUGUUUGGGCAGAUGUUGGUGGUGGGGGUCCAGCAAGAUCUUACCCCAUUGGAGGUCUUUGCUACUACUUCUCUCCUCCAGAAACAUUAGGACAUAUAUUGGAGGAUCCUAUACAUGCAGUCCUAUACAUAGUUUUUAUGUUAGGUUCUUGCGCCUUUUUCUCAAAGACAUGGAUUGAUGUGUCUGGCUCUAGCGCCAAGGAUGUUGCCAAGCAACUGAAGGAUCAACAGAUGGUCAUGAGAGGUCAUCGUGAGAAAUCCAUGAUCAAGGAACUGAACCGUUACAUCCCAACAGCAGCUGCUUUUGGUGGUUUAUGCAUUGGAGCUCUAUCUGUGCUUGCUGAUUUCCUGGGUGCCAUUGGAAGCGGAACUGGAAUCUUGUUGGCUGUGACCAUCAUUUACCAAUACUUUGAAUAUUUCGUUAAGGAACAGAGUGAAAUGGGAGGAAUGAGCACGCUAUUGUUUUAAACUUUUAAACUUUACACCUCAUUUGUUUGUUGUCUCUGUGUAUUUCUUUCGUUGUUUUUUUUAAUGAUGAAAUUUUGUAGAAAGUUGUCCCACUUUUAAAUAUGUUAAAGUUUGCUGGUUUUGCAACAUAAUUCCAUUUUGUUAGAUAAAAGGUUGGAUAUUUAUUUGAUAAGGUGUUAAAAUUUGCAGUAACUGUUUAGCUCAUUGGAUAAGUUUGUUGAAUGUGUAUUUAUAACCUGAAAUCAAAGCGUGACAAACUUCCAAUGUUUUUUUUUUAAAAAGUGCAAUUGCACAAUUAGUUAUGACAAUUUAGUUGUGACUAUAUGAUUUUUAGAUGUUGCUUAUAUCAUUGUCUGACUGUUGAGUUUGAUUGCUUAUUCAGGCAUUCUUCAUUUCACAGCCUCUUUUACUCAUUUUAAUACAUAUAAGCAAUGCUGAAUCUCAUAUAGUUUUUGAAUUGAUAGUGUGAUACUCAGUUAGGUAAGAGAAUACAUACAGCAAACUAUUACUAGAAAUCUUUAAAAAAUGCAUUCAUUUUUUUCAACAUGCUUAUUGACUUGUGUGCGAGUUGUGGAAUGAGUGUUACAUUUUCUUUUCCUUUCAUCCUGUUCAUUAUAUAUGGUUAUGGGUGUAGAUCAUCUAGCAUGUCAGCUGAUUGAAAGAUGACUGUAUUAUAAUUACUUCCCACCUCCCUUGGUUAUCAAAAAUUAGUCUUGUUCACCUUUGACUUAAUUUUUAAAGCCACACUCUAUUGUCACAAUACAUUUUCCUUCAGUGUAGCUCUAUCAAAUUGUUUUUUUGUAUGGCAGUGCUAAUUUACUGAAUCUUCAACUGCUGUUAAAGUUUAGUUUUUUGUUUGUAGAAUGGUUAACUGCAUUUAAGUCAUGUUGAAUAAAUGGAUGGUUUUUUGAGGUGUGUUGUUUGGAAGGAUAAAAUGUUUGCGGCUCAUGAUAAUGUAAUUUAAUUAAACAAAUUAUUAACUUGCC